Sclerotinia borealis F-4128 is the source of this 2571-nucleotide messenger RNA. NCBI's taxonomy places the organism in Eukaryota, Fungi, Ascomycota, Leotiomycetes, Helotiales, Sclerotiniaceae. The record is from the annotation of a GenBank genome assembly.
AUGGCAGCUCUCGUUCAGACAUUACCGCAACAGACAACCACGGUCACUAUGCUUCAAACUCGACCAUCCUCUGCCUCUGGCCCCCUACAACCUUCGCAGAAUCAAGCUUCAUAUCACCAGUAUCCCGUCAGCCAACAACCCCGAAAUACCUUUCAUGGCUUGAACAACAACAAUAUGGCAACGUCAAAUUACCGUGGUCAUAAUUCCAUGGCCCCAAUUGCACCAUAUGCAUUCACUAGCACAUCCGGUCCAUCGAUAGGAGGUCAACAAAUACAGAAUGGAUCUCAGUCAAGACCGGAGCAGCAGAGAACAUCGUCAGCCCCCAUAGUUCCCACAAUUCAAGGAGGCUCAGGUAAUCCUCCAAAUCGAUCACGCUACCCUGCCGCCCUCUCGGUGUCAACUACAUCCUCAUCUUCAUCGUCGGAGCUCUCUCAAAGAUCAGGCACAAAAGAUGAUUCGGCCAUCGCCUCUACAGCUCGAGUUGCCACCAGGGCUCCUCGACCGAAUUCCACCAUUAUCACAUCAUACAGUCAAAGUCUAGCUCCUCCUUUGGCUUCACCAGCAAAACCUACCCCUGAUCGCUAUCGUCGUCCUGCCGUUCGCCGUGCCGAGUCCUCGAACACCUCGAGCAGUAGUCAGGCCAGUGGUCCUAGCUCCUCGGCCUCAAUCAUGCCAAAUGUCAUGCAAUUUUAUGGCGCCAGUACUCAAGCUGUCAAUACCCAGGCAUUCAACUUACAGAUGCCACAACCACAAAAUCAACCAAGUGCAACCGCUGAUGAUAUGCAAUUGAAUCAGCGUACUACAUCGGAGCAGGCAAAGAGAUAUCGACGUCGGAGCAUACAUACAAUCGAUGCACACGAAAAUAGCAACACUAGUCCAAGUCCUGGAUUUUUACUGCAGGGGUCGAGGCAGGUGAGCAGCGCUAGUGGUCGUAUUGAUCAGCAGCCCGAGCAACACGGACAACACCCCUUGCGAAGUUCACCAGUCGUAACAGUACGGCCAGCAACUUCUCACGGACGGAACGAUAGCACCGAUAGUUUGAAAUCUACACGCAGCGGUCAUUCACGCCCGAAUUCGUCGGACAAGCGAGAAGCAACAAGUGUAUCGAUGGCAACUUCAAGCCCCGCUCAAUCUUCGACUUCUACCGUCGCAAAUUCAAAUACCUCAAAUGUUAAAGGCCAAGCGAUUUCCAAGAAUGAUCAGCCACGACUUGUGAACAUUCCAGUUCGUGGAUCCUCGACCGAUGCCGCGAAACGGCUUUCCAGUCCCUCUCCUUUAUCGAAGCCGGUGACGAUGGGUACCGAGUCCUCGGCGUCCAAGUCUAAGGACUCGUUUGCUUCAGCGGUCAAUGCAGCGUUGCAACCAGCACAACCUAAAUCUCCAUAUGCACAAGCUGCAACGAGCCCAAAUGCUACCAGCCCUGCUGCACAGCAAUUGGCUGCGUUGAAUGAAAAGGAAGGAAAAAAGAGCAAGACAUCGAGAUUGAGAAGGGCAUUUUCUUUUGGAUCAGCGGCUGAGUUACGGAAGGCGUCUGCAGAAAAUCAUCUUGCAAGUAGAAGUGGGAAUGAUAUUUUGGAUCGUUCCAAGUUACGAAGAGAAAAAUACCAACAUGAGCAAGAAGCAGAGCAAGAUAAGAUUGCCCAGCAACAAGAAGCUGCUGGUAUCGGAUCCAAUAUCUACUCCGGUCAAGGCAAUUUCUUCACUGGUUCAACCGAUAACUUAUCUAUCUCUUCGACUGCCUCAUCGGCGUCUGUAAUGAUCAGAAAAAUGGGCAAGGGCAUGAAGAAAUCGACGAGAUCUCUCGUUGGUCUUUUCAGACCCAAGUCUGUUAUUGGUGUCCCCGCAGCUGAUGCAGCUGUGCCUGAAGUCAGCCAAGCCCAAGUCUCGAUGGUUAACGUUGAAGCCGAAAGGGAGAAGGUCAAUGUAAACGCGAAUGCGGCCGACGCCGCUUCUGGUGGCACAGGCUUUCCGAGACUCGAGAGAAAUUCUCUUGACGCUGCCGCCACGGUUACCGAUCGUCUAGGGAGUGCUAACACCGAGAAUUCCGCAAACAGAAGAAGCAUUGUCGGUGGUGAAAAGGAGCGUGCUGAAGUCUUGGCCGCUGUCAAGAAGGGUAUCCUGAAACGCUCUGGUACAGGUUCUGGAAACUCGUCGCCUGUUAUCCUUCCUGCCGAUGUAAAGUCAGCAAACUUCAGUUUGCCACAAAUUCCCAAUGUUAAUAACGACUCCCCCAAUUCUACGGCCCCAAGUACACCGAACGAUGACCAAGUUCACAAGCAGGCGGUCACGUUGGGAGGAGAGGAUUAUUUUAUGUCGGCACUCAAAUUCAGGGGAGAUUCCAAGAGUGUUCCUGGAACACCUUCUGGUGCCACCAAAAGGAACGCUACAUUCAGUCCACGAAUACAGUUUCACGAUACGUGGCCCAGCCAAGAGUACGACCGCAGGGGCGAAAUUGCAACCUGCAACCGGCUCACCCCAAUGCUCGCCCAACAAAUCAAGGAAGAGCUUAACACUUUCAAAAUGGAAAUGGAGGUUCAUGAGAAUUCUAAGAUCUACACACAUUUCUUUUAA